Molecule: messenger RNA, 1254 nt
Organism: Microthlaspi erraticum
Lineage: Eukaryota; Viridiplantae; Streptophyta; Magnoliopsida; Brassicales; Brassicaceae
Source: the annotation of a GenBank genome assembly
AUGGCGAUUAAGCGAAAGUCUCAAGCUACCUCCGUCGUCGCUUCUUCCUCGAGGAAAGUUUUCAAACACAGGAAGCUGACGGAGAAGAUCCUGAAGGCUGCCUAUGAGCAGCAAAAGGAGGUUAAGGAUGAAGAAAACGCCGAGAAAAUAUCCAUGAUCGCCUCUUUCAAGCAGGCAGUGCCGUAUGGGUUUAAAGACUUUACUGAUGAUGUUAGUGAUGAUGAGCAAUCCCAAGAGUUUCAGGGCCAAUUUGAUUACCAAGAGAUGAACAAUGAGGAAGAAGUGAAGUCACUUGAUGCAUUCUUUGAAGCUCCAACAAAACGCAGUCUUGCUGAUAUCAUAACUGAUACCAAGAAGCUCACAGAUAUUAAAGAUGAUGCUACAGGUUCAGAUUCUGUAGCAGAAACUACUCUCAUUGACUAUCUUCAAAGUCUAGGCAAGUUUAUGUGUGAAUACACAAACGGGAAAACUCCAAAGGCUUUUACACAUAUUGCUGCAAUGAAAAACUGGGAUAGUGUAUUGAAGUUGACUCAGCCAGAGAAUUGGUCACCUAAUGCAAUGUACAAAGCCACAAGAAUGUUCUCCUCAGCUAACGCGAGCAAAGCUAGACGCUUCUACGAGCUUUUUCUUCUUCCUCGGAUUCGUGCUGAUAUCAGAAACCAUAAGAAGCUGCAUUUUGCCCUCUACCAGUCUUUGAAAAAGGCACUUUUCAAGCCUGAGGGGUUUUACAGAGGAAUUGUAUUCCCUCUCUGUAAGUCUGGAACAUGCAGCGUCAAGGAAGCUGUUAUUAGUACAAGUAUAAUGCAAAAGGUUUCUAUCCCUGAAAAUCUCUCAAGUACUGCCUUGGUAUACUUGGUGGAGAUGGAGUUUUGUGACACAACAAGUUACUUCAUAAAAGUUAUCUUGGAGAAGAAGUAUGCUCUGGCGUAUGGGGCGGUUGAUGCGGUCACUGCUCACUUUUUGAGAUUUCAUACGGAGACAAGAGUUUUGCUAGUCAUUUGGCACCAAACUCUUCUUGCUUUUGUGCAACGGUACAAGCAUGAACUAAGAAAGGAAGAUAAAAAGAGUCUCACAAGUCUACUUGACAAGCAAAGUCACAACCUUAUUACUCCUGAAAUUGGGAGAGAGCUUGAGAAUAGCAGAAACAGGGGAGAGAAGGAGGAGGACAAUUCACAUUCAGCUUCUACGAUCAACAACAAGCCAAUCAAAGAAGACUGGUUUGACAUGCCACAAGUUCCCAUGGAAGAAGACUAG